Molecule: messenger RNA, 689 nt
Organism: Nicotiana tabacum (common tobacco)
Lineage: Eukaryota; Viridiplantae; Streptophyta; Magnoliopsida; Solanales; Solanaceae
Product: pathogenesis-related protein STH-2-like
Biological process (GO): defense response; abscisic acid-activated signaling pathway
Cellular component (GO): cytoplasm; nucleus
Molecular function (GO): protein phosphatase inhibitor activity; signaling receptor activity; abscisic acid binding
Source: RefSeq, a predicted model, not a curated record
CAACUAGAAACUUUAUCCUUUAGCUCAAAUUAACCUUCUCAUUUAUUUUAGGCAAAAAUAUUUAUGGGUAUUACCACAUAUACACAAGAUAUUGCAACUCUAGUUGCUCCUGAUAGGGUUUUCAAGGCUUUGGUUCUUGAUGCAGAAAACGUUGUACCAAAGUUAAUGCCAAAAGCUGUGAAAAACAUUGAGAUUGUUGAAGGUGAUGGUGGUGCUCAAAGCAUCAAGAAGAUGAACUUUGUUGAAGGAUAUCCGAUAAAGUACUUGAAACACAAGAUCCAUAUCGUCGACGGCAAGAACAUGGUAAUCAAGUAUUCAUUGAUCGAAGGAGAAGUUCUAGGAGAAAAUCUUGAAUACAUUUCGUACGUUGUUAGUUUUGAGGGAUCUGAAAAUGGAGGCUGUAUUUGCAAGACAAUAAGCAACUACCAUACCAAAGAUGAUUUUGUGGUAAAGGAAGAGGAGAUUAAAGAAGGUGAAGAGAAAGCUGUGGAACUUUUCAAGGCUGUUGAAGCUUAUCUCCUUGCUAAUCCUUCUUCCUAUGCUUAAUAUAUACUUUUAUCAACUCUUCAAAAGUUCCAAGAUUAAUUAAUUUUUGGCAUUUUGGCUUGAAGUUGUCUACUUUAUGUUGUGUUUUCUUGAGGUAUUAUUAUGAGAUCUUUACAUAAAUAGUCGGACGGAUGAUUACUUUU